AUGAAGAUGCGAGGGGAGCAGGAGUUGAAUACCCUGAUCAACGUGGAAACCAAGCCAGACAUCAGCUACGGGACCCUCGCCACAAAUGCCACUGUGCCGCCGGGGGACAAAAACAUCUUCGGUGACGGAUCGACUCGCGUCGAUUUCGUCCUGGCGUGGGAGGAGCCUCACAACCCCGACGUGGAGCAGAGCAAGGCCGUCAACCCCGGCCACAGCAAAUGGAGAGAAACCUUCCUGAACAAACUGAAAUACUCGGGACUCCUGGUAGAGCAGAGGGACGUGGUCCAGCCCAAGACCAGGAUCCGAUUUGUCCUCCUUAGCGCCCCCUGGAGCGUGCUUUGCUACUACGCUGAGGAAAUCAGUUUGCGGGUCCCCCUGCAGGUGGUCGCCACUUCCUACGUGGUGAACUGGUCAGACAAUGUGCUUCAAUACCUGUCGCUGCCCAACCCGCUUAAGGAGGAAGUCCCCAAUCCGCCACCCGAUUUCUACACCUGCCAGUUCAGGACCAACAAACUGGAAAGGUUUCUGGGUAGCGAGGACCAAGAAAAGUUCUUCAAGACGACCCAACGGCACCAAGUACUCUACGAGAUCUUGGCUCGGACUCCUUACGGCUCGGUGUCCAAAGGCGAGGUGGGAAUCGACCGUCUGCUGAACGAGCAGGUCUUCACAUCGGCGUACCCGCUCCACGAGGGUGGAUUCAAGCUGCCCAAAACUCCACAACCGGUUGAAUCCCUGGGUCUCAGGCAGAUCCUGUACGGCUACUGGGCUCAGUGGUCCUGUUGGGCUCGGUACCAACCUCUCGACCACAUCAGGGAAUACUUCGGAGAGAAGAUAGCGCUUUACUUUGCCUGGCUGGGCUUCUACACGGGCUGGUUGGUGCCGGCCUCUCUCGUCGGGACUUUGGUCUUCCUGACCGGUUUUUGGCUGAUGAUCACAGAUGUCCCGGCGAAGGAGUUGUGUAACAGCGGCGGCACCUUCGUCAUGUGUCCGAUCUGCAACGUCUGCUCCUACUGGAACUACUCCAGCAUCUGUGUCACCUUCAAGGCCGGAAUUCUUUUCGACAACGGAGGGACAGUCUUCCUCAGUAUGUUCAUGUCCCUGUGGUCUGUGACCUUUCUGGAAUACUGGAAGAGAACAUGUUCAUCUCUGUCCCAUCGCUGGGACUGCACCGAUUUUCAGGAAAUAGAGGAGAGACCGCGACCCGAAUUCACGGCCAUGGCGCCCAUGACUGUGAGGAACCCUCUGACGGGAGCGGAGGAACCGUACUUCCCCAAGAAGACGCGAUUCAACCGAGUGCUGACCGGAUGCAUGAUCAUCGUCACCAUGGUGGUGGUGGUUUUGAUGUUCCUCAUCGCCAUCAUCCUGUAUCGCUCCAUCCUGAGCAUCGUCAUCUCCAAGUCCAACAUGAGCUUCUUCAUUUUCUCCGCCGCCCGGAUCGCCAGUCUGACGGGAUCCGUCCUGAACCUGGUGGUCAUCCUGAUCCUGUCCCGUGUUUACAUCUCCCUCGCCCACAUCCUCACCAGAUGGGAGAUGCAUCGCACUCAGACCAAAUACGAAGACAUGUUCAUCCUGAAGGUCUUCGUCUUCCAGUUUGUCAACUUCUACUCGUCUCCGGUCUACAUCGCCUUCUUCAAAGGCAGAUUCGUCGGCUACCCGGGCAAGUACGUCACGCUGUUCGGAGUACGCAACGAAGACUGCGGCGCGGGGGGCUGCCUUAUUGAGUUGGCGCAGGAGCUGCUGGUCAUCAUGGUGGGGAAGCAGCUCAUCAACAACAUCCAGGAGUUUGUUUGCCCGAAGUUGAGAUCGUGGUGGCAGAAGAGGAAGCGGAGCGGAAAGCCCAAAGAAGUCGAAGAUCAGGAUAGCGACCGGCAGCAGCUCCUUUGUCCCUGGGAGGUGGACUACCAGCUCCUGGUCUGCGAGGGGCUCUUCAGCGAAUACCUGGAGAUGGUCAUCCAGUUUGGUUUCAUCACCAUCUUCGUGGCGGCGUGUCCUCUGGCUCCGCUCUUCGCUCUCAUUAACAACUGGGUGGAAAUUCGCUUGGACGCGCAGAAGUUUGUCACCGAGUAUCGGCGGCCGGUGGUGGAGCGGGCGCAGGACAUCGGCAUUUGGUUCGACAUCCUGCAGUUCAUCGCCUACACAGCCGUCCUGGGGAACGCCUUCCUCAUCGCCUUCACGUCGUCCUUCCUGCCUCGCCUGUACUACCGCUACACCCGAGACGAAGACCUGAACGGCUUCAUCAACUUCACUCUGGCCACCGCGCCGCGGAACCACAGUCUGGAACAAAGAUCCACCUGCAGGUAUCGCGGACUCAGAGAUGAAAAUGGAGAAUAUCUGCCCGAAUAUUUCCACCUGCUCGCCGUACGACUCAGCUUCGUCAUCAUCUUUGAGCACGUGGUCUUCUUCAUCGGCCGGCUGAUAGACAUGAUGGUUCCCGACAUCCCCGAAGAGGUGGAGCUCAAGAUGAAGAGGGAGCACUACAUGGCCAAAGAGGCUCUGGCCGAGAACCAGGCCCUGGGGAGAACCAUGAUUCCCGUCGACACCGGCGAUCGGGUGGUCGAACCUCGGCAGCGCAAAUCCAAACGUUCUUCACCGGCGGACGCCGCCGUCGAAAUCCCGGAGGGCGAUAACCCGACGCCGGAAAGCCACUGA
This is a messenger RNA of Nerophis lumbriciformis (worm pipefish), 2649 nucleotides long. NCBI's taxonomy places the organism in Eukaryota, Metazoa, Chordata, Actinopteri, Syngnathiformes, Syngnathidae. The record is from RefSeq and is a predicted model, not a curated record.